CCUAAGGGGAAAGAACGCGCCAGAGAAAAUGUGCCCUUCCCGCCACUGCUGGGUCGCGAAGUGAGUGUGGGAGGAACACUUGCCCCUCUCCCCCUCCCCCCCGGGAAUUGUGGCUUCACUGUCCUUCCCGCCUAGGAAGUUGUUCCUGCCCGCGGACGGCCCCCGCACGACUGGGCGGGGCGGUGCCGGCUGUGUCGCUUCUGAGGUAGAAGACGCGCGCGGAGGGAGCGUCCCUUAGAUCCGCCUGUGUUUGUGACGUCCCUGCCGCCUAGGUUUUACCCUGCAGCAGCCGACCUACAUAAUAAAAGAAAUUUCGAGCCAAAUAUUGGAAGAGAUGUCAGAAGAUUCAGAAAAGGAAGACUAUUCAGACAGAACAAUCAGUGAUGAAGAUGAAUCAGAUGAGGAUACCUUUAUGAAGUUUGUAAAUGAAGACAUCCAUCAGUGUGCACUUUUAACAGCUGACUCUAUUAGUGACCCAUUUUUCCCCGGGACUACACAGAUACUAUUGGAAUAUCAGCUAGGGAGAUGGGUGCCACGUCUUCGUGAACCACGAGAUUUAUAUGGUGUCUCUUCUUCUGGUCCGCUGAGCCCAACACGGUGGCCAUACCACUGUGAGGUCAUUGAUGAAAAAAUCGAACAUAUUGAUUGGACCCCUUCGAAUCCUGAGCCAAUGUACAUCCCCACGGGCCUGGAGAUGGAACCCCUUUAUGCAAACUCCAAGGAAGAAACUGUGGUUUAUCUAGCCGAAGAUGCCUACAAAGAGCCGUGUUUUGUAUAUUCCCGAGUUGGGGGCAACCGGACACCCUUGAAGCAGCCUGUGGAUAACUGUGACGAUACUUUGAUGUUUGAAGCAAGGUUUGAGAGUGGUAAUCUGCAGAAGGUAGUCAAAGUGGCAGAAUAUGAAUACCAGCUGACUGUGCGACCUGACCUGUUCACAAAUAAACACACCCAGUGGUACUAUUUCCAAGUCACUAAUACUCAAGCAGGAAUAGUCUACAGAUUCACUAUUAUCAAUUUCACCAAGCCUGCUAGUCUUUAUAAUCGGGGUAUGCGCCCACUGUUUUAUUCUGAGAAAGAGGCCAGCGCUCAUAAUAUUGGCUGGCAGAGAAUAGGAGACCAGAUCAAGUAUUAUAGAAACAACCAGGGGCAAGAUAGGCACCAUCAUUUUUCACUUACAUGGACGUUUCAAUUUCCACACAGUAAAGAUACCUGCUACUUUGCUCACUGCUAUCCGUACACUUACACAAACCUGCAAGAAUACCUGUCUGGCAUCAAUAAUGACCCAGUACGGUCAAAGUUUUGUAAAAUACGUGUCUUGUGCCACACAAUUGCUAGGAACAUGGUGUAUAUUUUAACGAUUACUACCCCCUUGAAGAACAGUGAGUCAAGAAAGCGGAAGGCCGUGAUUCUGACUGCAAGGGUACAUCCAGGAGAAACCAACAGCUCUUGGAUCAUGAAAGGCUUCCUAGAUUAUAUUUUAGGAAACUCAAGUGAUGCAAAGUUGCUUCGGGACACGUUCGUCUUCAAGGUGGUACCCAUGCUGAAUCCAGAUGGUGUGAUUGUAGGAAAUUAUCGUUGUUCCUUAGCUGGACGGGAUUUAAACCGUAACUAUACAUCUCUCCUGAAGGAAUCAUUUCCUUCUGUCUGGUAUACCCGGAACAUGAUCCGGAGAUUGAUGGAGAAACGAGAGGUUAUUUUGUAUUGUGACCUUCAUGGCCAUAGCAAGAAAGAGAACAUAUUCAUGUAUGGCUGUGAUGGUAGUGAUAGAUGUAAAGCAUUAUACUUACAGCAACGAAUCUUUCCACUUAUGCUGAGCAAAAAUUGUCCAGAUAAAUUUUCAUUCUCAUCCUGCAAAUUUAAUAUUCAAAAGAGCAAAGAGGGAACAGGAAGGGUGGUGAUGUGGAAAAUGGGAAUCAGGAACAGCUUCACCAUGGAGGCCACUUUUUGUGGAUCUACUCUGGGUAAUAAAAGAGGCACUCAUUUCAACACAAAAGACUUGGAGUCAAUGGGAUAUCACUUUUGUGAUUCUCUCUUGGACUACUGUGAUCCAGACCGAACCAAGUAUUAUCAGUGCCUGAAAGAAUUAGAAGAAAUGGAGAAGCAUAUAAACUUGGAAAAAGUCAUUGAUGAUUCAGAUACUUCUCUGAAAGAAAUUACAUUGGAUCUAGAGACUAGUAGCCAUGCCUCUGACAGUUCAGAAUCCAAUGACUCUCAGACUGAUCUUCUCAAGUUAAAUUCUCAGAUAAAAACCAAGAAAAUACAACUAAAAACAAAGAAGGAAAGAAACUCUACCAUAGCAAGACAUCAAAACAUCAGAGAAGAAGAGCAAGAGGUUUGUGAUAAAGGACAUUUAGUUCAAAGACACAAAGAAUCAGUUUCUGAUGUGACAGAUACAAGGCCUUCUAUAUCAGAUGACUGUAUAUUUGAUUAUUUCAGAAGACAGCUCCCUAACCAAGAGAGAAGCCUUGAGAGUUCCCUACUCUCACCUCCUACAGAUGACAGGACCCAAGCACAUGCAGCCUUUGACUGACAACACCUGGUGACAAGCAGUUUACCAAACUGCAGUUGAUUCAUUCCACUGCUUGAGAGCAAUGCUCUUUUUAUGUUGAGUUUAAAGCACAUGUCCCUGUAAAUUUUAACUCACCUCUUUAACAACAUAGAGCAAAAAAAAAAAAAAAGAAGAAGAAACUUUAAAGGUAAACAUUUCUGAUCAACUCAUUUUCCCUAAUCCUCCUUGCUUAUUUCUUAAUAAUGUAUUGCCUCUUCCACAUGACAGAUCAUAAGUAUUUUUUAAAGCUAUUAUUUAUUUACCUGAAAUUUUCCUUUCCUUUCUUUCAGCCAUCCAUAAUAUGAUUCAAGUCCCUUUACUAUCGUAUUUUACUCUUUUCUGUCACUACUCAAGCUUGAAGGAAACUGAACACAGUAUUGCAGAUGUCAUCUAACCAGGACAGUCAUUCCUUGGUAUUUGAGGGGGACUGGUUCCAGGAACCCCACAGAGACCAAAAUCUGAGGAUGCUCAAGUCCCUCAUGUAAAAUGGCACAGUAUUUGCAUACAACCCAUGCGUAUCCUUCAGUAGCUCUAGAUUAAUAUAACACUUAAUACAGUGUAAAUGCUAUGUAAACUGUCGCCAGUGCACAGCAAAUUCAGGUUUUGCUUUUGAGAACUUCUUGAAAUUUUUUUCCUACUAUUUUGAUCCACAGUUGGCUGAAUGCAGAUGUGGAACCCACGGAUAUGGAUGCCUAACAAUACACAAUAAAUUAUCUUUCUCAUUUGCUUCUUUCUAGAUACCAGAUUCACAUUAAUGCAGUCUAAGAUUACAUAUGUUCUUUUGAAGAUUAUCCUAAAAUACUGACACGCUGGACUCACAAACACUCAAACCUAUAGUUUUAUUUUGAUACUGCCACUGUGUCUCCUCCAUUCUCUUCCUUCAGUUGUGGUCUGGUGUUUUGGUCUCGUGUAUGGAGUCUUAAAUUUAUCCUUGUUACACUAAGUCUUCUUCGAUUCAGCCUUCCAGGAGCUCGUUCUUGAUGAUGUCACGUUGUUGACCACACACACAUGUAUACACCUUACACACACACAGAUCUACACAUGUAUCUGACCUCUGGUCAAAGCUUCAGCCUCUUACAUUUAACUAUGUGCUAUGUAUCUUCACACAAAUGUCCCUCACAGCCAAAUUCUAAUUCAUCUAAUCCCACACUGCAUGCUGUUCCUUCUGUAUUCACUGUAUCUUUGGUAACAAGUAUAUCUAUGUAACUACCAAACUAGAAAGCUGAUAAGUUAUCUUUUUUCUUCUUGCACUUCCACCACUCAUAUUUAGAG
Molecule: messenger RNA, 3820 nt
Organism: Dama dama (fallow deer)
Lineage: Eukaryota; Metazoa; Chordata; Mammalia; Artiodactyla; Cervidae
Gene: AGBL3
Product: AGBL carboxypeptidase 3
Exons: 16
Coding region: 335-2530 (731 amino acids)
Biological process (GO): proteolysis
Molecular function (GO): zinc ion binding; metallocarboxypeptidase activity
Source: RefSeq, a predicted model, not a curated record